This is a messenger RNA of Colletes gigas, 7636 nucleotides long. RefSeq names its product spectrin alpha chain (gene alpha-Spec). Gene Ontology annotation, cellular component: cortical actin cytoskeleton; plasma membrane; cell junction. Gene Ontology annotation, biological process: actin cytoskeleton organization. The transcript is spliced from 10 exons. NCBI's taxonomy places the organism in Eukaryota, Metazoa, Arthropoda, Insecta, Hymenoptera, Colletidae. Gene Ontology annotation, molecular function: calcium ion binding; actin filament binding. The record is from RefSeq and is a predicted model, not a curated record. Bases 206 to 7507 code for a protein of 2433 amino acids.
UGAACCACGACGAACGAAAGUUGUCAUUGUGCGUGUCAGAUUGUAAAAAAUUGUGCAAGGUGUACGUUGGUUUUUACAUCGUUACGAGUGAAAAUAAUUGGAACAGCGGUUGUACAGAUCGAAAUAAUCGACUUUGCCACACCCUGUGGCCAUUUUGGAGAGGAGUGAUUGUUCCACGAAUGCCGAACGGUAAAUAACGUUCAAGAUGGAUCAGAUCACGCCAAAGGAAGUGAAAAUCUUGGAAAAUCCUGAGGACAUUCAGGAGAGGCGAGAACAGGUUCUGAGUCGGUAUGCUAAUUUCAAAGCGGAAGCGCGUAACAAGAGAGACAAACUCGAGGACUCCCGUCGCUUUCAGUAUUUUAAGCGAGAUGCGGACGAACUCGAAGGAUGGAUCUACGAGAAAUUGCAAGCUGCCUCGGACGAAAGCUACAAGGACCCGACGAAUCUUCAAGCGAAAAUACAGAAACAUCAGGCAUUCGAAGCUGAAGUCGCCGCCCAUUCCAAUGCCAUAGUGUCGCUUGACAACACCGGCUCAGAAAUGAUUGCACAGCAUCAUUUUGCUAGUGAUGUCAUUCGUAAAAGAUUGGAGGACCUGCAUCGUCUGUGGGAGUUGUUGCUGGCUAGAUUGGCCGAUAAGGGUCUCAAACUUCAACAAGCCUUGGUUCUUGUACAAUUUAUCAGACACUGCGACGAAGUAAUGUUCUGGAUCCAUGACAAAGAAGCGUUCGUAACGACCGACGAAUUCGGACACGACCUGGAACACGUAGAAGUACUCCAGAGGAAGUUCGACGAGUUUCAGAAGGACAUGGCCAGCCAGGAAUACAGAGUGACCGAAGUGAACGAGCUAGCAUACAAGCUUCUCUUGGACGGGCACCCGGAGCGCGAUACUAUUUUGCGCAGAAAAGAGGAACUCAACGAGUCCUGGCAGAGAUUGAAACAGCUUGCUGUUUUGAGGCAGGAGAAACUGUUUGGCGCCCACGAGAUCCAGAGAUUUAACCGGGACGCGGACGAAACGAUGGCUUGGAUCGCCGAGAAGGACGUCGUUCUCUCCUCGGACGACUUUGGACGCGAUCUCGCGAGCGUGCAAACGUUACAGAGGAAACACGAGGGCAUAGAACGGGACUUGGCGGCUCUGGAGGAUAAGGUGUACACCCUGGGAGCCGAGGCGGAUCGUCUGGCAGCUAUUCACCAGGCAGACCAUUCGAAACAGAUUCAAGCGAAACGCGCGGAGAUCUUGCAAUCGUGGGAGAGUUUAACGGCAAAGGCAAAGGAACGACGCCUGAAGCUCGACGAGUCUUACUAUUUGCACAGAUUCUUAGCCGACUAUAGAGACCUGGUCUCGUGGAUGAACGAUAUGCGCGCGAUUAUAUCGGCGGACGAAUUGGCUAAGGACGUAGCCGGCGCGGAGGCCUUAGUUGAGAGGCAUCAGGAACACAAGGGGGAAAUCGACGCCAGGGCGGACAGCUUCGACUCGACCACCUUGGCUGGCAACAAACUCCUGGAAAAGAAACACUACGCCGCGGAGGAGGUGGCUCGAAAGUUGAAUUCCCUCGCGGAGGACAAACAGUCUCUCCUGAGUCUCUGGGAGAAGAGAAGGAUCUUGUACGAACAGUGCAUGGACUUGCAGCUGUUCUAUCGAGACACGGAACAGGCGGACGCGUGGAUGGCCAAACAAGAAGCGUUCUUGGCGAACGAGGACCUAGGGGACUCGCUCGACAGCGUGGAAGCUCUCAUCAAGAAGCACGAGGACUUCGACAAGUCUCUGGCUGCCCAAGAGGAGAAGAUCAACGUGCUGGACGAGUUCGCCGGGAAACUGAUCGAGGGUGAACAUUACGCGGCGGACGACGUGGCUCAGAGACGUCAGUUCCUGUUGGAGAGGCGCGCCGUGCUUCUGGAGAAGUCUGCACAGAGAAGACGUCGUUUGGAAGACGCAUACAAAUUGCAGCAGUUCGAGCGCGACUGCGACGAGACGAAGGGCUGGGUGAACGAGAAAUUGAAAUUCGCCACCGACGACAGCUACUUGGAUCCCACCAAUCUGAACGGCAAGGUGCAGAAGCACCAGAACUUCGAGCAAGAAUUGAAUGCAAAUAGAACUCGCAUGGAGGAGAUGGUGGCGACCGGUCGGGAGCUGAUAGAGAGCGACCACUACGCCAGCGAUCGAAUUCGUACUCGUACAGAUGAGAUCAUGAGGCUGUGGGAUUGCCUCACCCACGCCACCGAGAAGAAGGGUGCAAAGCUGCAAGAAGCCUCUCAGCAACAGCAGUUCAAUCGUACCGUCGAGGACAUUGAACUGUGGCUGUCGGAGGUCGAGGGACAGUUGAUGUCUGAAGACUACGGCAAAGAUCUGACCAGCGUGCAGAACCUGCAGAAGAAGCACGCCCUCCUCGAGGCUGACGUCGCGUCCCACUCGGACCGGAUCGAGGGCAUCACCCAAGCCGCGGAGCAGUUCGUCAAGUCGGGCCACUUCGACGCGAACAACAUCAAAGUGAAGCAGGACCAGCUGCACUCUAGGUACGCCGCCCUCCAACGACCGAUGAGCAUCCGGAAGCAACGGCUCCUCGACUCCCUGCAGGUGCAGCAGCUGUUCAGGGACAUUGAGGACGAGGAGGCCUGGAUCCGCGAGAAGGAGCCGGUGGCUGCGUCCACCAACCGUGGCCGUGACCUGAUCGGCGUGCAGAACCUGCAGAAGAAACACCAGGCGGUCCUGGCGGAGAUAAACAACCACGAGCCCCGGGUGGCUGCUGUCUGCCAGGCGGGAGCCACCAUGUUGGAGGAGAACCACUUCGCCGCUGAGGAGAUCAGUCAACGUUUGGCCGCGUUGGACGAGCACUGGGGACAGCUGAAGGAGAAGGCUCGUCAGCGCAAGAAUGACCUGGACGAUUCCCUCCAGGCGCAUCAGUACUUCGCGGACGCGAACGAGGCGGAGUCAUGGAUGAAGGAGAAGAGACCGAUCGUGAUGAACGCAGAUUAUGGCAAGGACGAGGACAGCUCGGAGGCUCUGUUGAAGAAACACGAGGCGUUGGUCAGCGACCUGGAGGCGUUUGCUAGCACUAUAGCCGCGCUCAGGGACCAGGCUGCCUCCUGUCGCCAGCAAGAGACGCCUACCAUCGACAUCACCGGCAAGGAAUGCGUAGUAGCUCUGUACGAUUACACGGAAAAGUCACCGCGCGAGGUGUCCAUGAAGAAGGGCGACACGCUCACGCUCCUGAACUCCAACAACAAGGACUGGUGGAAGGUGGAGGUGAACGACCGUCAGGGUUUCGUUCCAGCCGCCUACGUGAAGCGUGUGGAGCCUGAAGCUGGCCUCAGCGCGUCUCAGCAGAACCUGGCCAGGGAGCAGAGCUCCAUAGCUGCCAGACAGUCGCAGAUCGAGGGUCAGUACGACGAUCUUCUGAGACUGGCUCGCGAACGACAGAACAAGCUCAACGAAACAGCCAAGGCUUAUGUGCUGGUGAGAGAGGCUGCAGAGCUGGCCACCUGGAUCAAGGACAAGGAGAAUCACGCUCAGGUUCAGGACGUUGGCGAGGACCUGGAACAGGUGGAGGUGAUGCAGAAGAAGUUCGACGACUUCCAGGCUGAUCUGAAGGCCAACGAGGUACGGCUGGCGGAGAUGAACGAGAUCGCCGUGCAGUUGAUGAGCCUGGGACAGACGGAGGCUGCCCUCAAGAUCCAGACGCAGAUACAGGACCUGAACGAGAAAUGGACCAGUCUGCAGACUCUCACCGCCGAAAGGGCUAAUCAGCUAGGCUCAGCUCACGAGGUUCAGCGGUUCCACCGUGACGUAGACGAGACCAAGGAUUGGAUCCGCGAGAAGGACGCGGCUCUGAACAACGACGACCUUGGGAAGGAUCUGCGCAGCGUGCAGGCCCUGCAGCGCAAGCACGAGGGUCUCGAGAGGGACUUGGCCGCCCUCGGGGACAAGAUAAAGCAGCUGGACGAAACCGCCAAUCGACUGAUGCAGUCGCAUCCGGAGACCGCCGAGCAGACGUACGCCAAGCAGAAAGAGAUCAACGAAGAGUGGACUCAGUUGACGGCAAAAGCAAACAGCAGAAAGGAGAAGUUGCUAGACUCCUACGACUUGCAACGAUUCCUCAGCGAUUAUCGGGACCUGAUGGCUUGGAUCAAUUCAAUGAUGGGUCUAGUUGCUUCGGAGGAGCUGGCUUCCGACGUCACCGGCGCGGAAGCUUUGCUCGAACGUCAUCAGAAUCACAGAGCAGAGAUAGACGCGCGAUACGGCGUACUCCAGGAGGAGCAUCGAAUGGAGAUCGACGCCAGAGCUGGCACCUUCCAAGCGUUCGAGCUGUUCGGGCAACAGCUGCUGCAGUCCAGUCAUUACGCUAGCGUUGAGAUUCAGGAGAAGCUCGAGUCCAUGGCGGAGGCUAGACAGGAGCUGGAGAAAGCGUGGGUGCAACGACGCAUGCAACUCGACCAGAAUCUGGAGCUGCAACUGUUCUGCAGAGACUGCGAGCAAGCUGAGAAUUGGAUGAGCGCUCGCGAGGCGUUCCUCAGCAGCGCUGACACCGUGGACAGCAGCGACAACGUAGAGGCUCUCAUCAAGAAGCACGAGGACUUCGACAAAGCGAUCAACGCCCACGAGGAGAAGAUCGCCACGUUGCAGACGCUGGCUGACCAGCUCAUAGCAGCAGAGCACUACGCCGCUAAACCGAUCGACGAGAGGCGUUGUCAGGUGCUGGACCGCUGGAAGCAUCUCAAGGAUGCCCUCAUCGAGAAACGUUCCAAGCUGGGCGAGUCCCAGACCCUCCAGCAAUUCUCUCGCGACGCCGACGAGAUGGAGAACUGGAUCGCCGAGAAACUCCAGCUGGCCACCGAGGAGAACUACAAGGACCCGGCGAACAUACAGUCCAAGCACCAGAAACACCAAGCGUUCGAGGCAGAGCUGGCAGCGAACGCUGAUAGGAUUCAGUCGGUGUUAGCAAUGGGAGGUAAUUUGAUAGAGAAACAUCAAUGCGCCGGUUCUGAGGACGCUGUUCAGAAGAGGCUGGCGUCGAUCGCCGACCAGUGGGAGUACCUCACGCAGAAGACCACCGAGAAAUCGAUGAAGCUCAAGGAGGCGAACAAGCAACGCACCUACAUAGCCGCGGUGAAGGAUCUGGACUUUUGGUUGGGCGAGGUGGAAAGCUUGCUCACUUCCGAGGACGCGGGCAAGGACCUGGCCUCUGUGCAGAACCUGAUGAAGAAGCAUCAGUUGGUGCAGGCCGAUAUCCAGGCGCACGAUGAUAGGAUCAAGGACAUGAACGCGCAGGCGGACUCUCUGAUCGAGAGCGGGCAAUUCGACGCGGCUGGCAUCCAAGAGAAACGACAGAGCAUCAACGAACGUUACGAGAGGAUCAUCAACCUGGCAGCUCACAGACAGGCAAGGCUGAACGAGGCGAACACGCUGCAUCAGUUCUUCAGGGACAUAGCAGAUGAAGAGUCGUGGAUCAAGGAGAAGAAGCUGUUGGUCGGCUCGGACGAUUACGGUCGCGAUCUGACCGGCGUUCAGAACCUGAAGAAGAAGCACAAGAGGCUGGAGGCGGAGUUGGGUAGCCACGAGCCUGCCAUACAGGCGGUCCAAGAGGCCGGGGAGAAGCUGAUGGAUGUGUCGAACUUCAGCGUACCUGAAAUCGAGCAACGUCUGAAGUUGCUUAACCAGGCGUGGGCGGAGCUCAAGCAGCUGGCCGCUAACAGAGGCCAGAAGCUGGACGAGUCGCUCACGUAUCAGCAGUUCCUGGCCAAGGUCGAGGAAGAGGAGGCAUGGAUCACGGAGAAGCAACAGUUGCUCUCGGUGGAGGACUAUGGGGACACUAUGGCCGCGGUGCAAGGCUUGCUGAAGAAGCACGACGCGUUCGAGACCGAUUUCGCGGUGCACGGGGACCGUUGCAAGGACAUCUGCGAGGCCGGCGAGGCUCUGAUCAAAGCUGGCAACCACCGCGCGGACGCCAUUGGUCAGAGAUGCGCCCAGCUGCGCAACAAACUGGAACAACUUGGCGCCCUGGCCGGCAGAAGGAAGAUCAGGCUCAACGACAAUUCCGCCUACCUGCAGUUCAUGUGGAAAGCGGACGUGGUCGAGUCGUGGAUCGCCGACAAGGAGACCCACGUGCGCUCUGAGGAGUUUGGACGAGACUUGUCCACCGUUCAGACGCUGCUCACCAAGCAGGAGACCUUCGACGCGGGUCUCCACGCGUUCGAGCACGAGGGAAUUCAGAAUAUCACGUCACUGAAAGAGAUGCUGGUUGAUUCCGGACACAAUCAGACACCCAGUAUUCAGAAACGUCACGCGGACGUGAUCGCAAGAUGGCAGAAGCUUCUCGCCGACUCCGACGCGAGGAAGCAACGUUUGCUGAGGAUGCAGGACCAGUUCAGGCAGAUCGAGGAACUGUACCUGACGUUCGCCAAGAAGGCGUCCGCUUUCAAUUCGUGGUUCGAGAACGCGGAGGAGGAUCUGACCGAUCCGGUUCGUUGCAACAGUAUCGAGGAGAUCAGAGCGCUCAGAGAGGCUCACGCGCAAUUCCAAGCUAGCUUGUCCUCGGCUGAGGCGGACUUUGACGCUCUCGCGGCUCUGGACAGACAGAUCAAGAGCUUCAACGUAGGCCCCAACCCGUACACUUGGUUCACGAUGGAGGCGUUGGAGGACACGUGGCGUAAUUUGCAGAAAAUAAUCAAAGAACGAGACGUGGAACUCGCGAAGGAGGCACAACGACAAGAAGAGAACGACAAACUGCGUAAAGAGUUUGCCAAGCACGCUAACGCAUUCCAUCAGUGGUUGGCAGAGACAAGGACAUCUAUGAUGGAAGGGUCAGGGUCGUUGGAACAGCAACUGGAAGCUACAAAGAGGAAAACUCAAGAGGUUCGUGCGCGUCGCCAAGACUUGAAGAAGAUCGAAGAUCUGGGCGCGAUUUUGGAGGAGCAUUUAAUUCUAGAUAAUCGUUACACGGAACACAGUACCGUGGGAUUGGCGCAACAGUGGGAUCAGUUGGAUCAGCUGGGAAUGCGUAUGCAGCACAACUUGGAACAGCAGAUACAGGCGCGUAACCAGUCAGGUGUUUCCGAGGAUGCGCUGAAAGAGUUCUCCAUGAUGUUCAAACACUUCGACAAAGACAAGAGCGGGCGUCUUAAUCACCAAGAGUUCAAAUCGUGUUUAAGAGCGCUUGGGUACGAUCUACCGAUGGUGGAGGAGGGUCAGCCUGACCCGGAAUUCGAAAACAUUCUAGAUAUCGUUGAUCCAAAUAGAGAUGGUUACGUAUCGUUGCAAGAGUACAUGGCAUUCAUGAUCAGCAAGGAGACCGAAAACGUGCAGAGUUCCGAAGAAAUAGAAAACGCUUUCCGCGCCAUCACUGCCGCUGAUCGGCCAUACGUUACGAAAGAGGAACUAUACGCUAACCUUACGAAGGAGAUGGCCGAUUACUGCGUCGCCCGCAUGAAACCCUACGUAGACCCGAAGACAGAACGACCGAUCACGGGAGCAUUGGAUUAUAUCGAAUUCACUCGAACCCUUUUCCAAAAUUAAUUACAAUUCCAUAAAUUAUUCAAUUUUUAAUAUAGGACUUAUUAAAUUAUAGGAGCAAAAACGUGAGAUACGAUACUUGUUUUAUUAAAGACCUCGCUACUUUAACUAGAUGCAUAUAUAUAUAAUAUA